Danio rerio (zebrafish) is the source of this 2557-nucleotide messenger RNA. The record is from RefSeq and is a predicted model, not a curated record. NCBI's taxonomy places the organism in Eukaryota, Metazoa, Chordata, Actinopteri, Cypriniformes, Danionidae.
UUGGUCCAAACAGGUAGUUCACGUGAACACAGGCUGAUCGUCUGCAAAAAUGUAAUUGUGGUACCGGUAAGCUAAGAAAGUCACUCAUGCCCCACGAGGCUUUUACUGAGCGUUGAAGCUGCGUUCACUUACAAGAGACACUGGGCUUGAUGAAGAAGUUUGACCUAAUUUAAAUGCCGUAACACAGAUUCGCCGAUUAAAACAGCUGGAGUUGACCGUAGACGAAGGAAGCAGCAUGAUAAAGCGUGAUGGUAUUUUGGACCCGGGAGAAAGUUGAAACUGCAAAUGAGCUCCAACAGUGCACGUAGCUGCCCUCCCAAAGAAUCUACCAUGCCUAUCGAACUGGCCAUGUCGCUUUAUCUGUCAAGCGAUGAGUUCCUGAACCCAAGGGCAUCUAAAUACAGCAGGCCCUUGCAGCCAUGUCUAAACCAGUGUAAAAGCUCCAAACUUAGUUUUAGCUCUCUUAAGGAGCAGUCCGAGUUCAAUGGGGUCAGCAGAGCCUUGAUGAUACCUGGCAGGGCCAAAAAACAUGUCUCUUUUGCUGAUCACAAGGGCCUCGCUCUGACCGUGGUGAAGAUAUUCUCUGAAUUCGAUGACCCCAUUGACAUCCCAGACAACAUCGAUAAUUUUUUCACCUCUUCGCUGACUGUAUCAGAAGGAAAGGACAAGUUAACCCUCGAUUUUGACCAGCCAUCUGCCGAUUACUUGAAAUUCCGUCAACGAAUAGAAAAUGAUCAUGUCUGUCUCGAACACUGCAUGCUUAAGGAGAAAUCUAUAAUGGGCACAGUCAAAGUUAAGAACAUUUCCUUUGAGAAGUCUGUUAAGCUUCGCAUUACAUUUAACACUUGGAAGAACCACACAGAUGUAGAAUGCCAGUACGUAAAGGACACUUACACCGGCUCAAACCGAGACACUUUUUCAUUUGAAGCUAGUUUGCCUGAACAGGUGCCCUCACAUGAACGCAUCGAGUUCGCUAUUUGCUAUGAGGUCAAUGGUGAUACACUCUGGGAUAACAACCAAGGAAAGAAUUACAGAAUCAUUCAGUCAGCACUGAGGAAGAGUUCAAAUGAAUCUAACGGUGGGCAUCAGCAAUAUUCCCAGAGCGACUGGGACAUUCAUUUUGACCGAUAUGGCAGCCCCAGAUGCUCCCGUGGAAUUUUUCCCCAUUGGCCAAGCUAUGUUGGAUAUGAAGAUAUCGGCCCGUAUUAUUAAGAAUCUACUUUUGGCGUGGUCUAUCAUGCUCGCUUAUCCAUAAGACAUUGUAAUGAAUGCCACUUCAAAAUGACACUUUAAAAAACACAGCAGGUUUGAUGUUCUAAUCCAAGAACUUGUCGGACUCUGAAGCCAUAUAGACUCUUGAGAUAUUUAUUGUUAAUAAUGGAUUACAUUGUGCAACAAAAUGAGUCCUGUUUUUAAAAAUACUGUUCCUGGUGCGAUACUAAUGUAAUUAUGCGGGUAAAUUUGUUUAUUUCUAGUGCCUGUCAAAUGCUAGUUUUUGCGCAGGGUUGUGUAAAUAUUUGGGUUUGCGUUGACCUGUAAAAAUAAUACAAUGUUAAAUAGUGUAAGUGUCAGUGAAUCUGCAGGCCAGUAUGUUUGCUGUAAAUCAUGAAGAAAAAUUUAUUGACAUGUUUGAUAUUUUUUUUUUUUUCGAGAGAAAGACAAAUUCCUGAAGGCAGCAUCACUUGACGAACAAAAAGAGAAGAAAUGUGUUAUUUCCCUAAAAAAUGUGAGAUUAGAGAUGAACUCAGUUUACAUACAUUGAUGCAAAUUCUUUCAUAUAUAUAUAUUUUUAAUGUACAACUCUAAAGGUAUUUACAUUUCUGUAUUUUAAUUGACUAUGGUUUAUUCUCACUGUAAUUGACUGCACAACAGGAUAUUGAUAUUAGUGAUUGUUAAUGUGUAUUAUAAUGACAUUUGUUCUUGGUAAUGUAUGCACUUUAAUUUCUUGCAGUGUUUAAUUUCUUUUCACCCAUUUUAAAUUGUGAAUGCAGGUUUGACAGAACCACUUGAAAAUGUUGUAAAAAAGUUCUCUCAGCGGUAUUCGGUAUGUUCAAAUGUUGUGCAUUUUAAUGCAAUGUUUUAAAUGUUCAUAGUCAUUGAAAAUUUCAAAUAAAGUAUUAGCAGAUGAAAGAAUUGAUUUGUCUGACUCCUUGUUGAAGGUCAACACAAAGUCAACACCGUUUGGUUUAAAGUUUGUAUAUAUUUGUCAUUUUUGGUUCACUAAAUAAAACAAAUGGGCAGUUGGACACUUCUUGACUGGCAUGUCCAGGCUCACGUAGGUGUGUUCAGGCAAGUUGGAACUAAACUUUGGAGGACAAUGGUACUUCACGACCUUGUUUUGAGACUCUUCUUUUAAAAAAAAAAAAAAAGGAGAUGUUUUUGAUAAAUAGACACAUUUCUUUGAUAACUGUGUUCCUGACACCACUCUCAGUAUUUUUUUUUUCAGUUUGUUUAUAAUCUAUGAACAAUUGUAUUGUUUUUUGUAUUGUCAGUUGUAUAGUGCCUGAGUUUUAAUGGACCUGUGUUGCCAAUACUAAUAAAAGAAGGAAGUUGACGC